UGCCAUCAGUUCGAACACCACAGUCUCCCUGUCUGGACACCCAUUCAAAAUCUAAAUCAAAAUUUUAAAUUAUUUCUCAAAAUUUUAAAAGUGCGUGUGUUUGGGCGAGGAAAUUAUAAGUUUUGCAAAACCAAAAGCUAGCGGAAAUUCCCUUUUUGCAUCGUUGCUAAAGUUAUAGUUUCUUGUUCGGCAUAAUGUCUGAGAAAAUUGAGAAGUCGGAGAAGCCACCAAAAAUUGCAGGAAACUUUCUGUACAUGUUUGAGUUUGUGGUGGACGACCUGCUGAUCACACGCCAGAAUAUGUGUGCUCCGGAGGAGUAUCCCACCUGCACGGAGAUCACGUUCCGCUCGGCCGUUUAUGUGAAUCUCUGCGAUCGCGAGGUGGGCACCUGCGUUAACCCCUGUUCGCCCAAGUGCGGCAAGUGUGCCCUGUUCACGCUGGACUCCCCGAUUACGGACAAGGAUGUGCUGCAGGUGCAUGUGUACAAGAAGCGGACGGAGAGUUGCAAGUUCCUCAUAGGAGUGUCGGAGCUGAAGGUGAAGCCAAUCUUCGAUAGGGUAAAGGAGUCCUUCGACAUUGAGAAUCCCGAGUGGGAGGGGGCCAUGCUGGGGCACAUUGCCCAGUUGCCCAAGUUGAAGGGUCCCAAUAGCAAGGGCCUGCUGGACAACUGUGCCUGCUACGAGAAGCUGAACGAACGCCAUGAGCAGUGGUGUCCCACUUCGGAGCUAUCGAAGCGAUUGCUGCCCCUGUUCAAUCUCUGCAAGAUGCAGACUGGCAACAUAGUGCUAAUCCUCAGACUGGUCUGCAAUGGUCCGGCCAUAGUGUCCUCCUUUCCCUUCAGCAAGGUCUGCUCCCGCAAUCCCAAGUGCCCGCAGCCCUGCUGUGGGCCCUGUGGACCCUGUGGACCCUGUGGACCCUGUGAACCCUGUGGGCCCUGUGGACCCUGUGGACCCUGCCCACCGCCUCCUGGCUGCGGUGCCACCCCAUGUCCUGCUCCCUGUCCUGCUCCCUGUCCACCGCCAUCCUGUGAUCCCUGCGAUCCGUGUGGUCCUGGCUGCGGUGCCGGGGGAACUGCCACCGGUGGACCCAUGGAGAAGAACAAGUGCUGCAAGGGUCCGUGUGCCCAGCCCUCUUGUCGUCGCUGCACAAUGGUGGACCCGUGUGCCAAGCGCAUCGAGCCGCCGGCCAAGUGCCUGCGAUACUACUCCUGCAACCUGGACAAGCUGUGUCCCUGCGAUUACUGUGAGGACGAGUUCGACAGAGAAUGUCCCACUGUGCCAACAAAGCGCUGCAACAUGUCGCCCAUCGAACAAAAGCUGCAGAAAUGCGGUCCCUGUGGGGGCAUUCCACCAUAUCCCCGCUUCGUCCAGGAGAAGUUGGAGGCGGAACUCUUGAACAAGCCGAGCAAAGAUCCCAAGAAGGAUGGCAAAAAGGACAAAGAUGGUAAGGACAAGGACGGCAAAAACGGCAAAGGCAAGAAGAAGCGACAGGCAGGAGGUGCCGUUUACUGCGUUGGCGACCACAAUGGUCCUUCUGCCGUUUACGAGGAAUGCGAUCCUGUCUGCAGUGGUGUCCUCCAGGUCACCCGAAAAAUGAGGUGCAAGGAGCCGAUUGUCGAGUGCAACAGGCGCGGGGAUGAGUACAACAUGGCCUGCGAUGAAGCGCGAAAACGGGCUGUGCGUAAAUUGCGCCGUUUGUUGGUGAAGUACAAUAUCAAAAUUGAGAAUUAAAGGCCUUUCGAAUAUAACACAACUCUUAAGACAUCUGCAGAAG
Drosophila elegans is the source of this 1773-nucleotide messenger RNA. RefSeq lists its product as uncharacterized. The record is from RefSeq and is a predicted model, not a curated record. NCBI's taxonomy places the organism in Eukaryota, Metazoa, Arthropoda, Insecta, Diptera, Drosophilidae. The transcript is spliced from 3 exons. Bases 195 to 1730 code for a protein of 511 amino acids.